Molecule: messenger RNA, 1427 nt
Organism: Andrographis paniculata
Lineage: Eukaryota; Viridiplantae; Streptophyta; Magnoliopsida; Lamiales; Acanthaceae
Product: syntaxin-22-like
Exons: 7
Coding region: 339-1151 (270 amino acids)
Biological process (GO): intracellular protein transport; vesicle-mediated transport; vesicle fusion
Cellular component (GO): SNARE complex; endomembrane system; membrane
Molecular function (GO): SNARE binding; SNAP receptor activity
Source: RefSeq, a predicted model, not a curated record
UUUUAAAAAAUAAGGGAAAGAAGGAAGGGCUACCAAACAACUCUUCCUUCCUUCCUUCCUUUCUCCUUCUUCAUCAAUCCGUCAAUUUCGCCAAUUUUCCUCUCUUGCAUCCUCGAUUGGUGCUCAAUCUCCUCCCCAAUUCCACAACCCCUCCCAACGCUGUCUCUGUUCAACCAGGGAUCUCAAAUUUCGCCGCAGGAUUCCCAAACCAAUUUUUUUCUAGGGUUUUUGCGGUCCUCAAUUUUGGUUGAUUGUUUUCUGGCUUUUUUAGGUUUGUUGCUGUAUCGUCGAAUUCUGGUCUGGGGGUUUUGAUUCCGCGGUUCGAGAGGGGCGAAAGGAUGAGUUUUCAGGAUCUUGAAUCGGGUCGCGGGAUGGGUUCGCGGAGGGGGUACGCGAAUGGGAAGCAGGAUCCCACCCAGGCCGUCGCUUCCGGAAUAUUCCAGAUCAACACGGCCGUGUCUACGUUCCAGCGCCUUGUCAACACUCUCGGCACCCCUAAGGAUACGCCGGAGCUUCGGGAAAAGCUGCAUAAAACUCGAUUGCAUAUUGGGCAGUUAGUGAAAGAUACUUCAGCUAAACUCAAGCAAGCUAGUGAAUCUGAUCAUCGGGGUGAAGUCAGUGCAAGUAAGAAAAUUACGGAUGCUAAACUUGCAAAAGAUUUUCAAGCAGUUCUUAAGGAGUUUCAGAAGGCUCAACGGCUUGCUGCUGAGCGGGAGACAGCUUAUGGUCCUGUUGCCCAAGCAGCUUCUGGUUACUCACCUGGUGAUAUGGAGCGAAAUGGAGACAAAAACCCCGAACAACAAGCUCUUCUUAUGGAAACGAAAAGGCAGGAGGUUUUGCUGCUGGACAAUGAGAUUGCUUUCAACGAGGCCAUCAUAGAGGAAAGGGAGCAGGGAAUACAAGAAAUACAGCAACAAAUUGGUGAAGUGAAUGAGAUUUUCAAGGACCUUGCUGUGCUUGUUCAUGAGCAAGGAACUAUGAUCGAUGAUAUUGGCUCGAAUAUUGAGGGUUCUCAUGCUGCAACUGCUCAGGCAAAAUCCCAACUCGUCAAAGCAUCUAAAACCCAGAAGUCAAAUUCUUCUUUGGCUUGCCUACUACUAGUGAUCUUCGGGAUCGUUCUUCUCAUAGUGAUAAUAGUACUUGCUGCUUGAAAGCUUACCGUUGUGUGUUGAUGUUCUUCGUGGUUUUUGAGGGCUUUAGCAAUAUCUGGUAGACAAUGUGGUUCUUUGAAGCACGUUGCUUUUCGAAUGAACUAUGCGUCAAUUUCAUCGGGGCGGGGCGAGGCAAAAUUACGUAUGUGUUAAGGUGUAUUCUAUUGAUUUCAUCUUGUAAAUACUGCAUCCUGGUUUGGGUGUUAAUGUUGUUGAUUGUGGUGGAAUGAUUGUUUCUUCUUCAAGAUUUCUAUCUAUCUACAAGUGUUAUGUUCA